AUGUCCCUUACUCUCCAGUCCACCUACAAGCUUGUCUCAGGCUAUGAGAUCCCCGUGGUGGGGUUCGGAGUCUACCAAACGCCCUCCGAUGUCACCGAGAAAGUCACCGCUAAGGCCAUUGAACUCGGAUACCGCCAUGUCGACAGUGCCAAAGUCUACGGAAACGAAGUGGAGAGUGCCACUGCUAUCCGCAACUCUGGACUCGACCGCUCUAAGAUCUUCUACACCAGCAAAGUCCCCCGCACAUGCAUGGGCUAUGAGAAGGCCAAGAGGGCCAUCGAGGAAAGCAUUGCCGCAGCAAACCUCGGCUACAUUGAUCUUAUGCUGAUCCACGCACCCUACGGCGGUAGGGAAGAUCGUCUCGGCACCUGGCGCGCACUUGUCGAGGCCCAAAAGGCAGGCCACAUCCGUUCGCUGGGUGUGUCCAACUUCGCCAUCCAGCACCUCGAGGAGUUGGAGGCUUACAUCAAGGCCGGAGCGGGUGGUCAGAUCACCGUCGGCCAGUACGAGAUCCACCCGUGGUGCCCUCGUGACGAUAUUGCGGAGUGGCUGCAGAAGCGCAACAUUAUCGUCGAGGCAUACUCUCCCCUCGUGCAAGCGACGCGCAUGAAGGAGCCUGUCUUGCAGAACCUGGCUAAGAAGCACGGCAAGUCCGAGGCCCAGAUUCUGGUCCGCUGGAGCUUGCAGAAGGGAUUCGUGCCUCUCCCCAAGUCGGUGACCGAGUCUCGCAUUCUCGAGAACUCCCAAGUCUUCGAUUUCACUCUGUCGGACGAGGACAUGGCUAGCUUGAAGCUCAACUCGUAUGAGCCUGUGUGCUGGGAUCCCGUCCGUGACUGCAAAAUCUAA
This is a messenger RNA of Penicillium soppii, 846 nucleotides long. Its product is annotated as aldo/keto reductase family protein. Gene Ontology annotation, molecular function: oxidoreductase activity. The transcript is spliced from 6 exons. The coding region runs from base 1 to 846 and encodes 281 amino acids. NCBI's taxonomy places the organism in Eukaryota, Fungi, Ascomycota, Eurotiomycetes, Eurotiales, Aspergillaceae. The record is from RefSeq and is a predicted model, not a curated record.